CAAUUUGAACAGCUUGCGGCACGACCAUUCGUAAUGGGAGAAGUGAAUUUUAUGCAAGAAGAAGACAUUCGGUUGGAGACAACACGAGCUAGAUUUUCAAAUGUUCUCAAAAGGCAAGGAGAAUUAACAGAGCGUCUUUCUAGGGAUUCUGACAAGACGAUAUUUGAGCGUCUACAAAAAGAAUUUGAGGCUGCUCGUGCUUCUCAAACUGAAGAGAUUUGUUUAGAUGGUGAAGAAUGGAAUGAUGGGCUAUUAGCAACAAUAAGAGAGCGGGUUCACAUGGAGGCGGACAGAAAGGCACUGCCAGGGGAUGCAAACAUGGCAUCAGGUCCUCAUUUUCAGGAAAAAAUUACUUAUAAAGUUGGAAGUAAGGUGAUUUGUUGUUUGGAAGGGGCAAGAAUUGGCAUACAAUAUGAGACUUCUUUUGCAGGAGAACCUUGUGAGCUAUAUCACUGUGUGCUUGAAAGCAAAUCAUUUCUUGAAAAGAUGACCGUCCUUGAACACACUAUUCCCUUUUUCUUACCAGUACGAGAAGCAGAAAAUGAUCUUCUUUCUUCCAAUGCCAUGAAAUUUAUAGAUUAUGUUGGAGAACUUUUGCAGGCUUAUGUGGAUAGGCGAGAACAGGUUCGGCUUAUCAAGGAGUUGUAUGGAAAUCAAAUUAAAGAAUUGUAUCAUAGCCUUCCAUACCACAUGGUUGAGUUUGUACUAGAUGAUUCUGAGUGCAAGGUAACAGUAAGUCUUAGAUAUGCAGAUCUUGUCUCUGUACUUCCAACUCGAAUCAGUGUGUUUGCUUGGCCAUCCAAGAAAAGUAGUACUAAUGCAGCGACUAUGACCAGGAAGGAAAAUGGUGUGCUGGGAAGUCACCAAAAGCCUGCCCGCUUGUCAUAUGCAGAGGAUGCCUUACGAACGAUGAGCUUACCUGAAGCAUAUGCAGAGAUUGUGUUGAAUCUGCCUCGAGCACUUCAGCAAAUACUUCAGCAGAGGAGCCCCACUUAGUGGUGAUCCAUGUACAAAGAUAUAGCAGAAAUUGUACGGGUUAGCUAAUCUAUAACACUUGAAAUGAGAACUCUGUUUGUCUUAUUUCUCAGCAUCAUGAAACCUGAAAUCUGUGUUAUUUACCAACCCAAUAUUGGAAUUUGGUUUGGUUUCA
This is a messenger RNA of Corylus avellana, 1150 nucleotides long. The record is from RefSeq and is a predicted model, not a curated record. Lineage: Eukaryota; Viridiplantae; Streptophyta; Magnoliopsida; Fagales; Betulaceae.